CAACCGUUUUGAAAAAAAUAGUUAUAGCGCAAAAAGCAGAUGAAUGAAAGUCGCCAUACUCUUCUCGAUACAAACUAAGCUCUCUUCAUUCUCCGGCCUCCUUUGUUUUCACCUUGCGCCAAAUUUAGCGGCGAUUUCUCCAACCUCCAAUUUCUUUCUUAAAAAUCCCUCCCGUUUCGUCACCUUCCUCUCCCGUUACACGCUUUCAUUUCAUCUAUUUCUCUCUAUCUCUCUCUCAUUUUAGCAAUGGCUCAAGUGGUGGCCACUAGAUCUCUCCAUGCUUCAUUCUUGAGCCAGGGCUCUGGAUCCAUUCAAGAGCGAGUGGAGAAGAUCAAGCCUGCGAGCUUCGCUUGGAAAGUGCUGGCACGAGACGGGAAGAAGAAGAAGAGCAAGAGAGUCGUGCUUAGGACGAACUCUCGGAUUGCUGCCAAGAGAGCCGCAGGUGCCGAGCCUGAAGUUAUUCCCGUAUCUCCCGAGGAUGUACCGAAGAGGGAGGAGCAAUAUGAGCAGUUAAGGGGGAUUCAGCAAGUAGAUGACACAUCAGUGGGUAUGUGGUCCAAGCCUACUGUUAGACGUAAAACAAAGAUUGUUUGCACUAUUGGACCCUCAACAAACACACGAGAAAUGAUAUGGAAAUUGGCCGAGGCUGGAAUGAAUGUUGCUCGUUUGAAUAUGUCUCAUGGAGACCAUGCAUCUCAUCAGAAAGUUAUUGAUUUAGUUAAGGAAUAUAAUGCACAAUCCAAGGACAACACCAUUGCAAUUAUGCUUGACACCAAGGGUCCUGAGGUUAGGAGUGGCGACUUACCCCAACCAAUUACAUUAACAACUGGACAGGAAUUUACUUUUACAAUUCAGAGAGGGGUUGGGACACCUGAUUGUGUCAGUGUCAACUAUGAUGAUUUUGUUAAUGAUGUAGAAGUGGGCGACAUGCUUCUUGUUGAUGGUGGUAUGAUGUCAUUGGUGGUGAAAUCUAAGACAGAAGAUUCAGUGAAAUGUGAAGUUGUUGAUGGUGGUGAGCUUAAGUCUAGGCGGCAUUUAAAUGUCCGAGGAAAAAGUGCUACACUACCUUCUAUUACUGAAAAGGACUGGGAUGACAUAAAAUUUGGAGUAGACAAUAAAGUUGACUUUUAUGCUGUUUCCUUCGUUAAAGAUGCACAAGUGGUUCAUGAGUUGAAGAAUUAUCUGCAAAGUUGCAAUGCAGAUAUUCAUGUUAUUGUUAAAAUUGAAAGUGCAGACUCUAUUCCAAAUUUGCAUUCAAUUAUAACAGCAUCUGAUGGGGCGAUGGUUGCAAGAGGAGAUCUCGGUGCUGAGCUUCCUAUUGAGGAGGUUCCUCUUUUGCAGGAAGAGAUAAUUAGAAUAUGUCGAAGCAUGGGGAAAGCUGUUAUUGUGGCAACCAAUAUGCUUGAAAGCAUGAUUGUUCAUCCAACACCAACAAGAGCAGAGGUAUCUGACAUUGCCAUUGCUGUUCGGGAGGGUGCUGAUGCUGUCAUGCUUUCUGGAGAAACAGCUCAUGGAAAGUUUCCUUUGAAAGCUGUUAAAGUGAUGCAUACAGUUGCACUACGAACUGAAGCAACCGUAUCUGGUGGUGCAAUGCCCCUUAAUCUUGGUCAAGCUUUUAAGAACCACAUGAGUGAGAUGUUUGCAUAUCAUGCAACUAUGAUGUCAAAUACUCUUGGAAUCUCCACUGUUGUCUUCACUAGAACUGGUUUCAUGGCUAUACUACUUAGCCAUUAUCGUCCUUCUGGCACUAUUUUUGCCUUCACAAACGAGAAAAGGAUACAACAAAGAUUAGCUUUGUAUCAAGGAGUAUGUUCCAUAUACAUGGAGUUCUCAGAUGAUGCCGAGGAAACCUUUAAGAAUGCUUUAGCUUUGCUGCAGAAGCGAGGAAUGGUGAAGGAGGGAGAAGAUGUGGCUCUUGUUCAGAGUGGCAGACAGCCCAUCUGGCGAUUCCAGUCCACUCAUAAUAUUCAGGUCCGCAAAGUGUAGUAUCUGAAGAAAGACGCAAAGCCCAUAUGACUGAGUUAUCUUCUUCAUGCAAUUUAUAGUUCCACGGUAACAGAGAAGAGUAUUCAGGGUAGGCUUGGGAGCUUCUCUCACAUCAUGUGAUUGAUAGGACCUUUUUUUAGCAUUGCCUAUUAUUCUAGGUUUUUUUUUUUUUUUGCUUGAGAUUUCCUGGUAUAUUUAUCUUUUCGUGGUUCUUUUAGUUUCCCCCCUCUACAAGAAAGCAGUCAAGUCUUGGUGAGUGGGGAUAGUUUAGACGAUUUGAGCUUCUUUCUUGUCAAAAGGAAUGUGAUGAUCUGCCUAUAUUUUCAUGUGUUCGGCUUACCAGCAACACAGUGUAGUUUGAUGGAAUCGUCAAACAUCCAUACAUAUCCAUGUAGGCGAUUUUUCCAGUGAAAUCAAACUAUAAUUAAUAGUAAGCUCUUGUCAUGAUGAUUUAUUUGUGUUUUAAUCAAACCGGUUCAAACUUGGAAAAUCACUUUGCUCAAAA
Molecule: messenger RNA, 2491 nt
Organism: Durio zibethinus
Lineage: Eukaryota; Viridiplantae; Streptophyta; Magnoliopsida; Malvales; Malvaceae
Product: plastidial pyruvate kinase 2-like
Biological process (GO): glycolytic process
Molecular function (GO): magnesium ion binding; potassium ion binding; pyruvate kinase activity
Source: RefSeq, a predicted model, not a curated record